AUGGCUGUGAUGACUAAGCAGCGCCUCCGGAAAGGAGAACGUGACCCGCCCGGUGCGUAUCGGUUCAGACCGUUCACCCCCACGACUACCAGUGCUGCCAUCUCCGUUCUCUCUUUACUAACCGUCUGUUCAUCUCCCCCAGCCUUUCAGACGAUGGGCACGUCGGAACACUUCACGCUCGACCGCGGCCACACCCCAUUCGAUGGUACUGCCGACGUCCUCUCAGUAGGCAUUGACGCCUUACGCGAUACGCUCCUCCGUACCGCAGAUUUGACUUUCGACCUUCCCGACGAAGGUAGCCCCUCGAAUGGCGGGUCACACGACGCUUUCUACAUUCUGCUGCCUCUGGUCAUUGUGCUAUCGACGUUUCUCUUUCUUCUCCUCGUCUUCCUAGCAUGCGUCAUUCUACUCCGCCGGCGGCGCGGUAUCAUGCUGCGAGACAACGACGGCCCGAUUGACAUGAGCCGCGAAGAUCUCAUAGAGGGCGAAGGUGGCUUUGAAGGUGUCGAAUCGCGCUGGCUGGAAACGGUGUCCGAGGGCGAGCGCCGUGCGUAUCUACGGUCCAAGGAGUACCAAAUGCAGUACCCGCCAAAUUCGAUGCCGACUGAUAUCACCUUGUCGCAAUUUCUUUCCAUCCAAGAGAAAGGUGUUUCGGCUUGGUCCUUCGAGCCGGACUUCGAGGCGAUGAACUCGAUGCUUGUUCACGCCCGUACGGAGAUCACUUUUCUUCCAGACCCAUCCUCAGCCACUUCUGUCCAGUCCAACCUUCCUUUGCCAAAGCUUAACGAAGUCUAUUAUUGGGAAGUGAAGAUGUUCGAUCUACCGGAAACCACCAAUGUCGCGGUCGGACUCGCGACGAAGCCAUACCCCUCGUUUAGGCUUCCAGGCCUUUGCCGAUUCUCAGUGGCAUACCAUUCGAAUGGUGACAAGUCUCACAAUUGGCCGUUCACAGCAACACCGUGCGGCUCUCAAUUGAAAGAAGGCGAUGUGUUAGGCGUGGGAUAUCGUCCACGCACGGGCACGGUGUUCUUCACAAGAAACGGCCGGAAGACGGAGGACGCUUACAUUGGACUAAACAACUGGAAUCUGUUUCCGACUGUAGGUUCCGAUGGCCCAUGCAGUGUUCAUGUCAAUUUGGGCCAGUCCGGCUUCGUUUUCAUCGAGGCGAACGUGAAGAAGUGGGGGCUAGCACCAAGUGUUGGUACCCUUGCACCACCUCCACCAUACGGCAGCGAGCGCGGGAGUUUACUGUUGGCCGCCGGCGGCGACAUCAUGCCCAUACACAGUGGAGUUGCCUCUCCUCGAAGCCCACCGCAAGGCUCAUCUCGUUCGAGAGGUUCCCACCGCUCCCGGAGACCGAGAAGUGCGCUUUCCACCGCCACUCCAAUUGGUCCUGCACCACUGCCGGGCAGCCCGGUCACGUCGCCCAGUCCACCUGAGACCCCGCCACCGCCAAUUACGCCGAUCGAGGAGGAGGGCGAGAACAGUGGCGCGCACAACGCGUCGUCAGCACACCGGAGGUACCUAUCCCCCACUGAUAUGUCCUUCCACGCACCUCCUAAUGCUAAUAUACCUUCCUCACCGACCCAAAGUGCCGAUGCCCGCGAGUCUGCCCCAGCCGACGGCGACGGCGAAUGGUCCUCCGAUUCCGGCUCCUCGCGGUCAGACUCUCGCGACGCUGCACGCGCAGGUGCGAACCAAUUCAACGUGCCUCGCCCCCAGCCAUAUAUCGUCACUCACCCACGCACGGGCUCUCGCUCUUCGUGUGCAGGUUCCGAGCUCGCGAUUCACGUCCACCCGCCACCAGAUUCUCCAAUGAGCCCCGAGCCUCCCACGCCCGACUUGCGCGACAUCCGACUGCAAGCGUUAGCUUCUUCGGGCUCUUCUGCUCUUAACGCUGGUGCUCACAGUGCCAAUAGUGCUCAGGGCGCGGUGCAUCAGUUGACUGUGUCAGAUCGCGAGCCACCUGCGUACUCGCCUCUUGACGCAUACGCGUACUCGGAAGGAGUACAAAUAGACCUUCCUGCGGAAGUCAUUGCCGCUGCUUUGGAGAGAGGUGCGAUACCCCCUAAUGUGAUCGUUGGCUCUCAGCCGCCGUCGCGAUCCGACAGGCAGCAGAGUCGGAGAGAGAGACGAUGA
Laetiporus sulphureus 93-53 is the source of this 2139-nucleotide messenger RNA. RefSeq names its product SPRY-domain-containing protein. Gene Ontology annotation, molecular function: protein binding. Bases 1 to 2139 code for a protein of 712 amino acids. The transcript has 3 exons. Lineage: Eukaryota; Fungi; Basidiomycota; Agaricomycetes; Polyporales; Laetiporaceae. The record is from RefSeq and is a predicted model, not a curated record.